Molecule: messenger RNA, 4845 nt
Organism: Ceratosolen solmsi marchali
Lineage: Eukaryota; Metazoa; Arthropoda; Insecta; Hymenoptera; Agaonidae
Gene: Ptp69D
Product: Protein tyrosine phosphatase 69D
Exons: 11
Coding region: 190-4626 (1478 amino acids)
Biological process (GO): protein dephosphorylation
Molecular function (GO): protein binding; protein tyrosine phosphatase activity
Source: RefSeq, a predicted model, not a curated record
GAGAGAGAGAGAGAGAGAGAGAGAUAGGGCGACUGCCGGCCGCUUAUAAUACAAGGGAGAUGUCGAGCUCGUCGGGCAGGGCCGUUGAGCGCCGCCGAGGUUGAAAGGGACGCCAAGCCGACAUCGGACACGAGCUCGGGCCUCGCUUCCUGCUUCUUGGGCUGAAGGCUUUUGAGGGCCGCGUUCGACAUGAGGCCCCGGGCGAGUCGGAGCUACACCGCCCCAGCGAUAUUUGCUCUUGCUUUUUAUAGCCAUCUACUUGUCACCGCUGACAGCAACGGCAACAAAUCCGAUGUGACGUCUAACGUACGGCCUAAUGGCAAAGAGUUGCUGGAAAUAAUUGUUUCGCAAGAUCCAAAGGGCAUCGAGGCUGGCAGCACACCCCAUCUUAUAUGUAAAGCAUUUGAGCCAGUGUCCAGCAUCUGGUGGACUUACGAUAAUAAAAACCUAACUUCUGUUAAAGAGAACGAUUAUCUUCAAAGAUUCGAUCUGAAGAAAGCCACCAGAGAGGACAGUGGCAAUUAUACGUGUCACGUUCACAUCUCCAAUAGUGUAGUUAAAAAAACUAUUCAUAUAAGAGUUAUAGAACCAGCUAGAGUAGCGAUUAGUGAAAAUAUUAGAGUUAAGGCAUUGAAUGCGGUUAAUUUGACGUGUGAUUUUUAUGGCGAUCCAUUAUCUAACUACAGUUGGGCAAAGAGCAAUGACUCGGAUAACUUAGAGCGUCUUAAAAAUAUGACAAACUGGAUGCAGACAAAUGAAACUAAUGUUUCAUUAAUGCUUGCGAUUAAGAGCGCUACACGCAAAGAUAACGGGACAUAUACUUGCAGUGCUCGCGACUUCUAUGGUGUUGUUACAGCCGAGAGACAUCUUUUUGUUAUCGACGUCCCUCUGAUUAGCAUUGACUUUUUAAAGACUGUUGGCGCUGGUAGUAUAUUUUUGAAUUGGACCGUUAAUAAUGGCAACGAGCCAAUAGAGACUUACUUCAUUCAGUAUAUGAAAAAUGGUACAGAUUCUUGGCAAUAUAAUUCCGAAUUAAUAAAUGGAGGGAAUUCAAGCUUUGUUUUGAAAGGAUUAGAUAAGGGAGCUGCUUAUCAGAUUGGUAUUACGGCAAAAAAUAAAGUUGGAAAAUCACACGUUCAAAUAGAUCAAAGAUGGAUUACAACGCUUGAAAAAGAUCCUAUAUUUAUACCCAAAUUAAAUGUUAAUGGUAUGACGUCCAGUACAGUCACAAUAGCAUGGAAUAAUCCUCCACCUGAUCUUCGAGAACACAUUCAUUAUUAUAUUAUAGUUGCGAGCCACGAGGCUCAAACAAGAGAAGCUGUCGUUCCAGUUCAGCAAAGCCAAUUAUAUUUAUUUGAAUAUCUGGAGACGGCAACAACUUAUAAAUUUAAAAUUGCAGCGUGUAACGAAUAUACACGUCAAUGUGGUAAUUGGAGUAAAGAAGUCGAAGCCGAAACUUUAGAUGGAGUUCCUAAUGCGCCUCAAAAUCUGUCUGUGUCGUGUCGUUUUGAUAAUAUAAGUAGAACCAGUCUUAUGUCGAUAAAUUGGGUGGCUCCUCAAAAACGUACUGGCAUUAUUCUCCAAUACAAAAUUGAAAUUAAUGGCAAAGCAACGUUUAAAGAUGAAAGUGGUCGAAUGAAGAAUGAGCGACUGAAUCCAUUUAUAGACCAUGUAGAUUUUCAAUACAAUACAUUUCGUAAAAAUCAAUUGCCACCAAAUACUAAUUAUACAAUUCGUGUAUCUUGUCAAACGCGUCAGCGAUUUUACGGGGACGAGGCCAUAGCGAACUGCACAAUGCCAGUAACUGUACCAGAUCGUGAAAAUUUGAAUGCAAGGUCGUGGCACAAAAUUGAAAGCCAGGGAAGACAAUUAUUUAAGAUUUAUUUGCCACGAAUCACAGAAAGAAACGGACCCAUUUGUUGUUAUAAAAUUUUUAUUAUAAAACUCGCUCCUCAAAAAACUUUGGUCGACUUACCACCACCCGAAGAAAUUUCUGUAUUUUCCUAUCAGUACGUUUAUUCUUCGACGUUAGGUGGAGCAUAUCUUGCAGAAAUGUUCGAUAGUAAUCAUCUACCUCCUGAAGUAUUUAUCGGUAAUGGCGAAAGCCAUAAUGGAAGCAUCGCCUGCGAACAAUGUAUUGGCUUAAGACAGAAGUCUAUACCAACGUUAUUGCAUUUUAUACCAGAGGUUAGUUAUUUAUUUUGGUAUUUAGUUUUAAAGAUAAUUAUUAAUAAUUAUACAAUUAUUUCAUUGUUGAUUUUUGUUUUUUUGGUCAUUGUUUUUUUGUUUUUUUCUUACAUACAGAAUCCAACCCAAGCUGCUACGAAUAUAGGUAUGAGCACGCAAACCUCAGAAGUCACGCCCCAGUCAAACAUUAUUAAUAUUACCAAAUUUGACAAUUCUACAUUUACCACAUCCACCCCUACUAUCAAUCAGACGGAAACAUCGCGAAGGAGGAGGGAAGAUAUUACCGUUGCUAAAAAUGAUUAUGAUAGUUUAUCUAUUUCUGCAUACGAUGGUUAUUUGGAUGAGAAAGCUAAUUAUACGGCAUUUGUUGAGGUUAUCGUUUAUGGAUCUGUCAAAGGUCAGUUUCUUGCAGCAUACAGUAGUUACUUGCCACCGCUAUACGGAGGCGUUGAUCCCAAAUUAGUGAUUGUCGAAGACAUGACAACACUUGCUGUUAUUUUACAAAUAUCCCUCGUUCUUAUUUUAGUCAUUAUAAUUCUUCUAAUUACAUUGUGUGUAUUGCAUCGUUAUUCAAAACGUGUGCAACAACGCGGCGAGGAAAUUAUAACACUUAGGAACAGUUUUCGGCAUUUGUGUCAAAGCUUAAGAGGCCGGCAUCAAUUAGUUGCUGCAACUCCACCCGAUAUGCCACCUAUUCCAAAAAGCGAAUUGCUGCAAUCUUACCUCGAACGCCAUAGGGACUCGGAUUAUGGUUUUCAACAUGAAUUUGAAUUAUUACCCGAUAGAUUUACCGAUCGAACGACCCGAGCUUCCGAGGCCCGGGAAAACAUUUACAAAAAUCGCUACCCCGACAUUAAAUGUUACGAUCAAACUCGCGUUCGCCUCGCCCAAAUGGACGGAAUUUGUGGAUCGGAUUACAUAAAUGCAAACUUUGUGCUUGGCUAUAAGGAGCGAAAAAAGUUCAUUUGUGCUCAGGGCCCAAUGGAAAAUACGGUUUGCGAUUACUGGAGGAUGAUAUGGGAACAGCAUUUGGAACUGGUCCUUAUGCUAACAAACUUAGAAGAGUAUUCGAAAACAAAGUGCGCCAAAUAUUGGCCAGACAAAGGCGAAACGAAAAACUUUGGUGAUAUAACUGUUGAACACGUUGGCGAAUAUCAAUACUCGGAUUACGUUGUACGAGAGCUGAAGAUGACGCGAACUGGAGAACGGGACACGCGAAAAAUUGUGCAGUAUCACUUUUUGGUUUGGAAAGACUUUAUGGCCCCGGAACAUCCCCAUGCCAUUUUAAGGUUUGUAAAGCGAGUAAACGAAGCCUACUCCCUAGAAAAGGGGCCUAUUUUGGUCCAUUGCAGCGCGGGCGUUGGAAGAACUGGAACUUUGGUAGCCCUCGAUUCAUUGAUGCAGCAGUUAGCCGAAGAGGGACAAGUAUCGAUAUUUAACACCGUGUGCGACUUGAGACAUCAGAGAAAUUUCCUAGUACAGUCAUUGAAGCAAUAUAUUUUUAUAUAUCGAUCUCUCAUGGAAAUGGGCCAGUAUGGCGAUACUGAAAUAGCAGCACCCCAACUUAAAGCAGCUGUUGAAAAGCUUCGUCAAAGAGAAAAUGGCAAAGAAAAAUGCCGUAUGGAAGAAGAAUACGAUAAAAUCACUGCUGUAUUAGAAGAUCGAAAAUCAUUUUCAGUAGGAGGUGGGGAGGAAAAUAGAAACAAAAAUAGAAGCGAGUUGGUGAUACCUUAUGAUAGAAAUCGAGUUAUUCUCACACCGAUACCUGGCAAGGAACAUUCUACGUACAUCAAUGCCUCCUUCAUCGAAGGCUAUGAUAAUUCAGAAUCCUUUAUUAUAACGCAAGAUCCUCUUGAGUCUACUAUUGCUGAUUUUUGGAGAAUGAUCUCUGAGCAGUGCAUAUCCACGAUUGUCAUGCUCUCGGAUCUCGCAGAAGGGCCACGAAAAUGUCCACGCUACUGGCCGGAUGACGAAGUCUCAUACGAUCACAUUCGCGUUCGUUAUAUUCAGAGCGAAAGCUGUCCAUACUUCACACGUCGAGAAUUGUGUGUGUCCAACACGAAGGUUGAUGAAAAUAUAGUAGUUACCCAAUAUCAGUACCACGGCUGGCCGACAGUAGAAGGCGAAGUACCAGAAGUCACUAGAGGUCUCAUCGAACUUAUAGAUCAGACCCAAACUAAUAAUACAGAGUCGAGCGGACCACUUGCCAUUCAUUGUAAUCACGGCUCGGACAGAAGCUCGAUGUUUGUCAUUUUAAGUAUUCUUGUGCAACAGUUGCGUAUUGAAAAAAGAAUCGACAUUUUUACUACGGUUAAGAAAUUGCGAUCGCAGAGGCAUGGAAUGAUUAGUACCUUUCCUCAAUAUGAGUUUUUGCAUCGAGGAAUCGUUAAUUAUUUAGAUUUGCACAAUCUUGGGGAAGGAAACGAAUUAGAGUCAUAAUACGACGAAUCCAUUAAUAAUAAUUAGAUUUCUCUACAACAAACAUCUAGCCGUGAAUCGCUAAAAAGUGCGGACCAGUAGAGUUUGUUGUUUUAUAAGAAAGUUGCUUUAUAAUACUUUGCUUCAUGUACAAUAAGCGCAAAGUAGAUAGAUCCCAGCUAACCCAUGUCUAAUUUGUGUCGGAACACUGUCAACUAUUACAAGAAGCAGAUCAACUAC